AUGAAAGGUUUUUAUAUUGGAGUGUAUUCAUAUGGUUUAGCAAUUGAUUAAACUAGUUAAAUUUCAUCUGAUGGAAUGGGAUAUAGUACAAAUGAAGGAUUUGGUUGUGGAUACACAGAUAAAAUAAUAGGAUUAAGAUAACAAUGUGGAGGUACUGGUGGAAGUCAUGGAGGAAUGGGAGGAUUCUCAAUAAGUCCAAAACCAAAUUAUAAUUAAUUGUGUUUACAAUUAUAGAGUAAAUAAAUUUAUGAUUAUUCUUUCAAUCCUGUAUUACCAGGAAGUGGUGGAGGUGGAGUUACAUAUGUAGAUUAAAUUUAAAGAAUUGAAAUUUAAGGGUAGGGAGGAGGAGUUAUACAUUUAGAAGUAUUAAAUUUAUAAAAUAGUGGAAUAAUAAGUUCAAAUGGAACAUCUUAUAUUGAGGAACCAUAUUUUGGAAGUGGUAGUGGUGGAUCAAUAUAGAUAAGAAUAAUUUAUUUCAGUGGAUAAGGAUUAGUAACUGCUAAUGGUGGUGGUUCUUAAUCUGCUGAUGAUUUUGAUACAUAUUAAUUUGCUAGAUAAAAGUUUUAUUAGUCUUAUCAAGUAUAUGGUGGUUUUGGAGGAGGUGGAAGAAUUAGAUUGUUCUUUUUCAAUAUCACAGAAAUGAUUAAUAGUACAUAUUAUUAAAUUUGUAAUAAUACAAUACAAACUAAUCCUGGUGGUUUGUCAAUACAAUAAAAAAGUAUCCUUAAUAUAUCAAAUCAAAGUUUAAUUAAAUUUUAAGGAUCCAUCAUUCCUACAGGAUGUCCUUAAGGUUCAUAAGGUAAUUUUUGUUAGCAAUGUGGAAAUGGUUUCUAUAAAAUGCUUUUUGGACAAGCACCUUGUUAACCAUGUUUUAAUACUAUAAAUUAAAAUACAAGUUAUUAUUCUGAUGGUGAAAAAAAUACACCUUUUUGUAAAGUUGAAUGUUAUGAUGGUAAAUAACCAAAAGAUUAUUAAUGUUUAAUUGGAUUGGCAGAGUUCUCAUAAACAUUAGGUGGAUAGAAUGUUAUUUUUGCUCUAUUUAUUAUUAUCAUGUUAUUAUUGAUUAAUAUUGCUAUUGUUUGGGUGAGUAGAGAUAAGAAUAAGAAGAAAUCAAGAUAAUUUUAUGGUUCUUAUGAUGAUUCAAGUCUUUAAUAAAUGUCUAAUUCUUUAUCUGAAUUAAAUAACAAAACAUAUUUAAUUAGUUAGGAUCUUCAUUUUCAUGUAAGAAGAAUAUACCUUGCUGGAUGUAAUACUUAUCAAAAUCCAUGGUAGAUUUAUUAAGAAACUUUAGUAGAUGGUGAUCUUAAUCAAGGAGACAAUUAAAGAUUAUAAAUAUUAUUUGAAACAUUCAAUUAAAAAGCAUUAUUUACUAUAUUUGAGAAAUAUACAUUGAUAUUUUUCAAAUUUUAUUAUUAUCCUCUUUAUGUUUGGAUUCUUUAAUUGAUUUAAGCAAAUAAAUUUAAUAAUUUAUCAAAAUUAUUUGUUUAAUAAGAAUAUCUUUAUAAUGAAUUAGAUCCUGAUAGAGAUAAAAUAAAACUUAAAUUUUCAUGUUCUAAAGAUAAAACUUUAGCAUUUAUUGAUAGACUUAAUUUAGCUUUGAAAAUAGUUGAAUAGAGUAAUACUUUAGAAUUACCAAUCUAUUUAGUUUUAAGUGGUUAUGGCACUUUCUCUUAUCCAUUUUAAAUCAAUAUUCAUGAUGCUCUCAUUAAAAGAUUAUGGUAAUAAUUUAGUUUUAAUACUAAUGAAGAAAGUGUUAAUCUCUUUGAAAAAUUUGUUACUGAAUUUAAUUAUUAUGCAGUAAAGAUAGAUUUUAGAUAAUCUUAAUCUUCAUUUACUAAAAGAUUUCUUGAUCUAUUAAAUUACACAAAUUAAUAUAAUUAUGAAAUCUUUCGAUUACAUCAUGCUAUCUAAGCUGAUAUUUGUAUUCAUAUAAUAGCAAUUUAGCCAUCUGCAUAAAGUUAAGUAUAUUAACUUGGAAAUGCAAAUUAAAGAGAACUAGAAUUUCUACUAAAAUAAAUACAUAUUAUGAAGAAUUUACCUUAAGAAUUCACUAUAAAAUUAUCUAUAAUAUUCAAUAAUUAUAAUAAAGACAGAGUUGUUAAUUUAGAAUCAUUUAAUAAUUUAGCCUAUAAUAUUAAUGAAUAAUUAUAAAUAAUUAUUAAUAAGGAUAAAGAUGACUUAAGAAAUUAAAUUUAAUUGGAAAAGAAAAAGAUGCAAUCAAAAAUAAAUUGUUUUAAAAUAGAUGGAAUGAAAUAAUAUAAACUUAAAGGAAUAUAAGUAAUGAAAAGAUUCUUUACAUGGCUUUUUAGUUAAAUAACUCGAUAUCGAGAUAGUAGAGUUAAUUAAUAAUUCCUUAUUGCUGGUAUAUGCAUAGUACUUGCAAUAUAAUGGGUAAUAUAUUUUAAUUUAUUAGAAAGUGUUUUGUAAUUGCCUAUCCUGUUUUAUUAUUUAUACUAUUAGAUAUAGAUAAGGAUAAAAUAUUUUUAGCUGAAUUAAUUACUUAAAUUUUAAUAUUUCCUUUAGCAUAAAUGAUAAGUUUAGUUAUUCUAUCUGCUUGGGUAAAAAUUAUAUAAAUAUAUUAGCUUUUAAAAUCAAGAAGAAAUUAUGGUAAAAUGUAUCUUUUAUUUAAUUUAUGUGGUUUGGCUAGUUCAUUGAUUGAAUUUAUUUUUGGAUGUUAUGAUCUAUUCAAUUUCAAAUCUAGUGCUGAAUUUAAUUUGUUUAAAUUAUUUCCUAUUUUUUUCAUUAUGCUUUCAUCACAUUUAGUUUGUUUAUAGAUGAACUUUAAUGAACUCAACAAAACUAAAUAUUUUGAAAUUUGA
This is a messenger RNA of Paramecium primaurelia, 2819 nucleotides long. NCBI's taxonomy places the organism in Eukaryota, Ciliophora, Oligohymenophorea, Peniculida, Parameciidae. The record is from the annotation of a GenBank genome assembly.